AAGGUUAUCUCUGAUUUUACUAUUCUUGGAUAUUGUGGUCAUCGCGGAAUUUGCGAUAAAUUCUUUUUCGAGUGCCGGAAAUGGCGUCUUCUGGGGACUUCGGGAAUCCCUUACGGAAGUUCAAGCUCGUGUUCUUGGGUGAACAGAGCGUCGGCAAGACGUCCCUCAUCACGAGGUUCAUGUACGACAGUUUCGACAACACGUAUCAAGCAACGAUCGGAAUAGACUUUCUGUCGAAAACCAUGUACUUGGAAGACCGAACAGUUAGGUUGCAGCUGUGGGACACCGCAGGCCAAGAACGGUUUCGUUCUCUAAUUCCGUCCUACAUUAGAGAUUCCACUGUUGCCGUUGUUGUGUACGAUAUUACGAAUGCCAAUUCAUUCCACCAAACCUCGAAAUGGAUUGAUGAUGUGCGGACAGAGCGGGGUUCCGACGUCAUCAUCAUGCUUGUGGGCAACAAGACGGACUUGUCUGACAAGCGCCAAGUGUCGACUGAGGAGGGUGAGCGGAAAGCGAAGGAGUUGAAUGUCAUGUUCAUUGAAACGUCAGCGAAAGCAGGUUACAACGUGAAACAGCUGUUUCGACGGGUGGCAGCAGCUCUACCGGGGAUGGAGUCGACGGAGAACAAAAAGGACGAGAUGACAGAAAUAAUCCUGAGGGAGCCGCAAGCGGAGCCGGCGCGGGAGUCUGAGAGUCGGUGCAUGUGCUGAAGAGGAAGAAGGAAAAUGCUGCAACGCGUAUAUGGAAGCCAAAGUCAGUUUCCCUACUGGCCAAGUUGCUCGGCCUGAUUGAUUCCGGUCAAUGUUUUCUUCCUUUCUCUGUCUGUCUCUGAUGGCUUGUGUUUUUUCCCUCUUUCUCUUUCCCCCCUCCUUCUCGGAUCACUUUUCCUCAGCGGAUAAGAAAGACUCGCGAAUUUUCUGUGCACUUUGUGGCGGAAAUCCCGUUGUACUGAACAAGUUUCACUGUGAAGGUGAAACACGAGUGAAAAGGGGUCGUCCGCUUCGAGUGCGUGUGCGCAAUUGCGUGCUCGUGUCUGAAGGAUGUGCCAAUGCAUGCGUCGCGUUUUCCGUUGUGCCAGUGUUUCUUGGCUGCUGUUGCUGCAUCCUCUUGAAAAAAUUGAUUGCUUUCUUGGCACGAAUUGAUCUGAUUACGUCUUUAUAGUCGAGUAAGUCUUGGUGUUGUUUCUCUCUCUCUCUCUCUCCCUGUUCGCCGGUGCUGUACGCGUACGUGCUAAGACUUCAAGGGGGGUGGGGUUUCAUUCUUAUCACUUUUUAGGAGGGUGUAUUUGAGUUCACCAAGUCGGACGUUGGAUCUACUGUGGAUCCAGUCUCCAGUGUCUGACGUCGUUAGUGUGAAGCGCUCACUCCUUCUGUUUAACUUGUUCUUGUUUUCUUUUAUUUAUAUUUUAUUUCGUUAUUUGCUGGUUGUGACACACACGUGUUGAUUUUUUUUCAAAGGCUUUCAUAUGGCGGAUUUAUUGGAGAACAAUCGGAGCAAUAAGGGCGUUAAUCAUCGCUUAACGUUUCUUUCAUUUUUUGUCACGGUUGAUCAGCUUACCGUAUCUCCUUCUCUCUAUCCGUCUUUUGUUUCGAUCAUGAGUGAAUGAAAUAACGCGUUGAUUUAUGAGGAAUUCUGAGCCAGAAAGCGACGUGUCACUGCGAGAGUGGAUCGGAUGGCGAUUGAAUUUGGGAGAGGAACUGGAAUUGAAAUGCAUAUAUUUUGAGUUGGUGUUCGUGUCAAGAA
Messenger RNA from Notodromas monacha, 1743 nucleotides. Lineage: Eukaryota; Metazoa; Arthropoda; Ostracoda; Podocopida; Cyprididae. The record is from the annotation of a GenBank genome assembly.